Messenger RNA from Mesorhabditis spiculigera, 1554 nucleotides. NCBI's taxonomy places the organism in Eukaryota, Metazoa, Nematoda, Chromadorea, Rhabditida, Rhabditidae. The record is from the annotation of a GenBank genome assembly.
AUGGACCUUGACGUCGACCCGUGCCAGGAUUUUUACAGAUAUUCCUGUGGAGGGUGGAUCAACCGAACAGUGUCCAGAUUGUCCCUCGGACAACAGUGGCACAGUAUUGCCGAAAAUGGACUGCAUACACAUAGCCAACUCUGCAGUGCUCUCACGAAAAUCAAAUACCGUGUCAUCUCGAUGGAAUUGUCGGAGGGGGAGACGGCGGUUGUGGACACAUUUGGAAAGUGUAUGGAUACGGCCGGGUUAGAGCAGAUCGGACUUCAACCAUGGCUACAGUUGAUACAGUCGAUAAACGGAUGGAGAUUGGGUGAUCUCCCCUUCCCCAUAUUACCUUCCUACUUUUUCGAAGAUCUCAUGCUUCAAGCUUACAGUUACGCGACAUUCCCGAUAUUUUGGCUGGGCGUUGAUGUGAAUUACGGGGACUCGAAGAAGUAUAUUUUGACGAUCGAAGAGCAAGUUCCGACUUUUCUAUUUGCGAUGCUCUACCGUACCCAGGAGACCGAGUUGAGGGCCGAGGAUUUUUGGCUGGGCGGAUACAUCCGUUUCUCAAGAGCCAUCGAAUUGGAGUGGCGACUUGUGCGGAUAUCUACUGUGCACGAGGGCAAGGGGAUGGACCACGAGAAGUAUAAUGUGUCUACCGUCCGGGAGUUGGCCAGGAUCGUGCCAGGGUUUGAUUGGCUGUACUUCCUCAGCAAGCUACUGGGCUAUCAAGUCGAGCACGACCAACCUAUCGCCAUCAAGCUGGGCAACGUCACGUUUUUCGGCGCUUUUCCGGACCAGGUCCACGACGUUGGGGCGCUGAAUUUUGAGGCAGAUCAGUUCUACGGAGAGCCGGAACGUAAAGAUGACUUCUUCUGGACUAUGGUCAUGGCCUCGGCUCGAAAAUACCGUCGAGAUUUGGGAAGGCUGUCCAAAGGAGUCUCGCGUAGUCACUGGCUGGACAACACAAAUAGCUUGACCCUGAACGCCAUCCACAACUACGAGCGGAACGUCGUCGUCUACCCCAUGGCACUGGUCACGAGGAACUUUGCCGAUCACUCGAAACCGGGGUUUUCCAACUACGCCGGAGCUGCGUUUUUCAUUGGUCACGAAAUUGCGCAUGCUUUUGAUGUUCAAGGCCGUUGGUACGGAACAACCGGAAGUCUCGGCAAAUACUGGACCCAAGAAUCCACGAAAAAAUACACGGAAAGCGGGGAAUGCUUUGUGCAACAAUACGGGGAGAUGAAGGGAGGCCAGGAGGCUGAUAUUGCAAACUCCCGGCAAACGCUCACCGAGAACAUGGCCGACAAUCUGGGGUUGCAAGCCGCGUGGAUGGCAUUCGAGCGGUCGAACGAGCUGAAAGGGGAGCUGGUGCCCGGUCUUGGCGUCUCGGUCUCGCAAGCCUUUUGGAUUGGCUAUGCCCAGAACUGGUGCUCCGUCCUGGAUCCGGCAACGUUGAAUGCGCACGAGAAGGAGAGAUUACGCGUUCUCGGCCCGUUGCGGAAUCAGCCGGACUUUGCCCGAUCGUUCGGAUGUCCGAUUCGGGAGGAUGCAAAUGAGUGCCACGUUUUU